This is a messenger RNA of Pyricularia pennisetigena, 2007 nucleotides long. RefSeq lists its product as uncharacterized. Gene Ontology annotation, molecular function: protein serine/threonine kinase activator activity; nucleic acid binding; zinc ion binding. Gene Ontology annotation, biological process: regulation of cell cycle phase transition; positive regulation of nuclear cell cycle DNA replication. The record is from RefSeq and is a predicted model, not a curated record. Gene Ontology annotation, cellular component: nucleus; Dbf4-dependent protein kinase complex. The transcript has 3 exons. Bases 1 to 2007 code for a protein of 668 amino acids. Lineage: Eukaryota; Fungi; Ascomycota; Sordariomycetes; Magnaporthales; Pyriculariaceae.
AUGGCAACUGUAUCACUGAUCCCGUCUCCGGUGUCAUUUCACCAGACGGCCAUGUCUUCUCGGUCUAGAGUGCCUCUGUCGAGCAACCCUAAUGCCGCUAACUCGCCCAUGAGGCCCAUGGCGGUCGCACAUCCCAAGCCCGUGAAACGCUCACAUGCCAGCAAUCAGCGGGAGGAGCUUUAUGGGCAGCCACCCCCAGCCAAGAAGCAGAUGAUAAGCAACCCAUCCACCUACCGUGUCACUGCUCGGUCGCCUGUUAAGGCCAGAACUACAACACAUACCAUCACCCAAAGCCGGGCUGUUGGUGGACACAGGGAUAGGGAUGCAGCCUCACAGCAACAUGUCAAGGCACAAUUGGCAGAUGAGGAUGUGCACGAUUUUAAGAAAUGGGCUGCAGCGCAGAAGCAGCAGUUUGUCAAGCAUGUCUUCUACCUCGACAACCUUCCUCAUGAGGUUUUACCCAAAAUCGAGAGGCAGAUUGCGGCUUUAGGUGCUAGAGAGGACAAGUUCUUCUCGAUCAGCAUUUCCCAUGUCGUUACCACCAGGCCUAUCCCUCAGCCGCAGACCUCCCAAAAGCCCAAGCCUGACCUGAGCGCGAAAACGGACCGCGACGAGCAAGAACCUCAGACCAUAAACCCGUCGCUUUUGAGCCGAAACCUUGACUCGAACUGCGCCAAGCGGAAAUUGUUUGACACGCAUCCGGCAGGGAGAAGGCCUCCCAUACAGCUGGGAGAGGAUGUCGUGCGGAGACCUAAGGCGCCUCGCCAGCAAAAUGAUAUUUUGGGGCGGGCCCUGACCAUGGGCAAGAAGAUUUGGUCGCUGGAAAAGAUGCAGCGCAUUCUCGAUAUGCUCACAGAAUCGGAUCCUUAUCGUGCUGCUACCAUAGGACAAGGUGGACGUACUACCAAGACGGUGGAGCAGAGCAACCCAUUGCAAAUGUUGAACAAGGAACGCGUCAGUGGCCCCUCGGAUCGCGACCCAACAGCAUCGACAAAGGAAAUGCAUAUAUUCAAGGGUCCGUUCAUAUAUAUCUAUGACAUUGAGCAGAAGCAGCGUCCAAUCAUGGCUCGCGAGUAUGCGAAGGUUGCCGACAAGAUGAAGGGAGAUUGGCCUCAGUUCCGAGCAUCAGGGAGUGGGCGUUGUCCUUUUGUUGAGGACUAUGAUCAAGAAAAACACUCGAAAAAGGAGCGUGAGGUUGCUCGACAAGCAGCUGUGAAUGCUGCCGUGGGCUCUGCCCCAAAGCUUCAGCCGCCCACACAGAUCUCCCGGCCGAAACCCAUUACUGGAAAAAGACCGUUGGCAGAAAUGAGCGAGGUCUCUACUAAUCGUAUUCUGUUUCCGUCCAAAACAACGAUUGGUGGGAAUGCUCUCAUGGAUUCUGCGCAAGGCACCAAGCUGUCCAAAGAGGAUGCUCUGUCGAACGCCUUCAUCAGCACGAACCGCUCGAGACCUGCACGGAUUUUUGCAGGGGAACCGGUUGCUUCCGGGCUCCAGGCUUCCAACAUAACAUCUGCCAUCCGAUCCCAGAUGAUAUCAUCGACUACGGGGACUAUUGCUGGCAACAAGUCGGGUGUGAGCAAGGAGGUUCUGGGCCUGCAGCGCAAGGUCCUGGCGAAGAGUGGAUCCGUCUCUCAGGAUCCCAGCUCUCGCCGUCACGCCGAAAUGAGUGUGGACAGCGGCCCUCUCAGUCGUUCGACCAGCUUAGGCAACCCUCGGCUCAUUUUCGAGGGUGAGGAGACUCAGCAUAGACGGACCCAUAGCGUGCCCUCCAAGCUCCAGCCAAAGCCUAAGAAGCGUGAUCCGAAACCUGGAUAUUGUGAGAACUGCCAGGACAAAUUUGCAGACUUUGAAGAGCAUAUCCAAUCACGCACUCACCGGAAAUUCGCCGAAAACGAUGAAAACUGGGAAGAUCUGGAUCGUCUCCUCGAACAGCUUGAGCGCCGGCCUCUUCCUCAUCAUCAUCUAUACAGCGAUGAGACAGUGGAGCAGAACGACGACCAGUACUGA